Manduca sexta (tobacco hornworm) is the source of this 2588-nucleotide messenger RNA. Its product is annotated as serine protease inhibitor 77Ba. Bases 773 to 2074 code for a protein of 433 amino acids. The record is from RefSeq and is a predicted model, not a curated record. The transcript is spliced from 2 exons. Gene Ontology annotation, molecular function: serine-type endopeptidase inhibitor activity. NCBI's taxonomy places the organism in Eukaryota, Metazoa, Arthropoda, Insecta, Lepidoptera, Sphingidae.
UUCAGUUAUUGCUUCCUAUUAUGUUAAUAAUAUGACGUUAUUUAGGAAAAAUUCAUUCUGAUAUCUAUACACGAUGUAAUAAAAACUUGGAUUUAUCUUGUAUUUACAUAAAAUUACAUUUGAGAAAUACCGAGAAAGCGCGAUAGAUAACAGAACAUCAAAAAAUAAAAUUAUUGUCUGCUCAAUCAUUUGUUCGCGUAUCACGACAAAAACAAUCAUCAAAAUCUAAUAACUGAAAUAUUUACAUGCUGAUGACGUUGUCUGAAUAGGUAGUAAGGCUAUGAAAGAAUUUAGACAAAAAAUUAAACCGCCUUUAAAAACUACUUACAACCAAAUAAUAAUUUAAUAUAACAAAAUAUAAUAUAAUAAAAUAUAACAGGUAAUUUACGAGUUACCAAUUUUGGAGUUGGUGAAUAAUCAAAAUGAAACAUUUUAUUUAUAAAUUUGUUCAUUUACUUAACUAGCUUACCUAUCAUUUUUAAUUAAUCACCGACUAAAAACAGUAGUUCUUAAGCUAAUUUAUAAUGUGCAUCAUAUAUUAUUUAAUCGAGACCAAAACAUUACUUUACCUUCCUAUAUAAAUAACCCGGUAAUGUUAAACUACGUCCGUGAUGUUAAAAUUGUGAAAGGAACUUUGAAUUAAAAAAGGAAUUUAAAAAAAAAAUAUUUACAUUCAAGGAAAACACGAAACAGCUUACAAUGGUCUCAAUUUUGCUAUAUAAAUCAAAUUAUUAUCAAUGUUCAUCAUUCUACGUACAGUCGGGUGUACGACAUGAAGGCGGUUGUGAUAUCAUUCUUUUUGCUGGCCCUCUAUGGCGCCGUCAGAGAAUCUGAGGCCAGUGAGGCCUGGAAUGGACUCCUCAAUCCUCGAGUGUACUUUACCUUUCCCGUCUUCAAAUACAGUGACCAGUGCGCUUACAAUGGACGCGAUGUUACCUUGGACUACCGUCGAGCGAUCUACGACUUCGCCACGAAUUUUUUUAAGCCAGUCGCGGCGUCCAGCCACCUGCAUACCGUCAACUCUCCUUUCUCUAUAUGGUUAAUGCUUGCCGCAAUGGCUGAAGGUACUGAAGGACCAGCGCAACAAGAACUGUUCAAAGUAUUGAAUCUGCCCGACGAUAAGUGUCAACGUCAAGAGUUCUACGAGCUCGCCUCGAAAACCGAAGUCAACAGCCCUGAUGCUACUUUGUUAAGGACACAAAUUUUCGCUUACGACGAAACCCUUAAACUAAACGAAAUUUGGAAGAAUUAUAUUUACACCAACUGCCUCAUGAACACUUUACCUGUCCCGAUGAAACGCGACCCCCUGGCUGCCGAAGCAGUCAUGAGGAAUCUCAUCUCUACUCGUAUCCCCAUCACAGACUUCAAGGGUAACUCUGCUCUUUUGGACUCAUUGGACUACCAGGCACUGUGGACUACUGCUUUCUCUGACAUUGUCGAAAAAGCACCGUUCUACAAUGACAUUGGCCAACAAAUCGGAACCAUCGACUUGAUGAAGACGAAGAAGCGCGUGCGUAUGAUGUACCUGCCUUACCUCAAGAUGAAGGUACUGGAGUUGCCGGUCGGCUACAAUGGCCGUUACCGUAUGAUGUUAGGAUUAGCUAUGGGAUCUACAAAGGAAUCUCUUGAAGCUAUGAAGAACACUAUCGUGUUUGAAGUUCUCGACGGUCUCCAGACUAGCCGAAUACCUAUCGACAUUGCUAUUCCUCGCUUCACAAUGACCUCUGAAUACGACGCCCGACCCUUCUUGGAAGGUUUGGGAGUGCGCAGCAUGUGGACUGACUCAAACGCCACCAGGAACAUAUCCGACCCGGCCGCCAAUCCCAGCUCGAUGGUCCAGCGAGUGACGAUCACGUUUGACCGUGCUGGCGUGCACCCCAAUACUGAGGAGUUGCCCAGCUUCCUAUCUGGCACCAACUCCUGCGACUCCGAGACCGGCCUGGACCCCAUCCUGGGCCGCGAAUUCAUUGCCAACAAACCCUUCUUCUUCGCAUUAUUGGACACCGACACGUACAUGGUCAUGAUAACCUCUGUGUUCAGUCGUCCUACCACCAACUUUGUCUUCAAGAAGUAAUGUGAUUACUAUAUAAAUAUGAAUAAAGAUUAGUUUCACUGAUUUCUGACAAAUGCAUUCUAUCAGAUAAAACAACUAUAUACAUUAAUGUUAAUUCUUUUGCCAACUGGCACUAGGUCAUUGUGUUGGAAUAAGACCUAAAGCCCUUCAGAAGUAGAGGAGGCUGGUGCCCAGUAAUGGGGUAGUAUAUAUGUAUAUGUAUACAAGGAUGAUGUUAUUAUUCUCUUAUUGUGUGAAAUUAAAGUCUGAAUUUAUUAGCUCACCUAUAACACCAACUUUAAUAACAGUGUAUCUGAAAGUUAAUGUUUAUCAGGGUUCCAGAAACAGCAUUUAGCAUUAAUUUUUUUUUUAGCUUUAACAGGCAAGUUCCUUAAAAAUGUACCGAGAUUGUCCUCUGUGUUCCUUGUUGAUAAUUUAUUUCUACUGUGUAUUUUCGUACAAGGUUAGCGGUUACAUUUACAAAAUCAAUGGAUUUAUAUAUUUUUGUUAAUACACAACAAUUAAUACGUUUUAA